Zymoseptoria tritici IPO323 is the source of this 552-nucleotide messenger RNA. RefSeq lists its product as uncharacterized. Gene Ontology annotation, biological process: intracellular protein transport; vesicle-mediated transport. Gene Ontology annotation, cellular component: cytoplasm. Gene Ontology annotation, molecular function: GTPase activity; GTP binding. NCBI's taxonomy places the organism in Eukaryota, Fungi, Ascomycota, Dothideomycetes, Mycosphaerellales, Mycosphaerellaceae. Bases 1 to 552 code for a protein of 183 amino acids. The transcript is spliced from 2 exons. The record is from RefSeq and is a predicted model, not a curated record.
AUGGGUCAAAAGAUUUCCAAGAUGAUGAAUCAGAUCUUCGGAUCCAAGGAGAUGCGAUUGCUGAUGCUAGGUCUGGACGCAGCCGGCAAGACGACCAUCCUCUACAAACUCAAGCUCGACACCGACGUAACCACCAUCCCCACCGUCGGCUUCAACGUCGAAACCGUCACCUACAAAAACACCAAAUUCAACGUCUGGGACGUCGGCGGCCAGGACAAAAUCCGUCCCCUCUGGCGACACUACUUCUCCGGCACCCAAGGUCUCAUCUUCGUCAUCGACUCCAACGACCGCGACCGCAUCGAGGAAGCCCGCAGCGAAUUGGCCCGCAUCAUCCAGGAUCGGGAAAUGAAAGACGCGCUGUUGCUGGUGUUUGCGAAUAAGCAAGAUGUGCCGGGAGCCAUGCGGCCGAAGGAGGUGAGCGAUGCGUUGGACCUGGGGCGGAUAGCGAGGGAUCACACGUGGAAGGUGGAGCCUAGUUGUGCGACGACGGGCGAGGGCAUUUUCGAGGGAUUGGCGUGGCUGAGUAGCAAUGUCAAGUUGCCUCCGAAAUGA